This is a messenger RNA of Amaranthus tricolor (Joseph's coat), 1754 nucleotides long. Its product is annotated as glucan endo-1,3-beta-glucosidase 8-like. The record is from RefSeq and is a predicted model, not a curated record. The transcript has a single exon. Lineage: Eukaryota; Viridiplantae; Streptophyta; Magnoliopsida; Caryophyllales; Amaranthaceae. Gene Ontology annotation, biological process: carbohydrate metabolic process. Gene Ontology annotation, molecular function: hydrolase activity, hydrolyzing O-glycosyl compounds. Gene Ontology annotation, cellular component: plasma membrane. Bases 160 to 660 code for a protein of 166 amino acids.
AUCAAAAGUUUCGUGUUAUUACUAUGGUGAUGAAAUUUUGAUCACAAAAAAGUUUUUUUUGUUUACAAAUUUUCAUUACCACCUAAUACCACCUCUUCCUAUGGGAAUGCAUUGGAAUGAAUUUUAUGAAGAAAAUGAGAUGAUUGAGGUUAGACAAGCAUGACCAUCAAGGUAGCUAAGAGAUUUUUCAACCAAAAUUACACUAAUUUUCAUUUCCAUUACCACUGUUUAUUACCACCUACUAAACGGGUCGUUGAGGUAGUUGAUAUCAUGACCGAGAUAGUCCAAUCCCUUGGCCAAAACAACGCUCCUUUUACUGUCAAUAUCGAUCCUUUCCUAAGUCUUUCUAUAAAUGAAAAUUUUCCGUUUAGCUAUGCAUUCUUCAAUGGAAAAGCUAUUCCGGUUGCAGAUAAUGGGAUGUUGUACACUAAUGUUUUUGAUGCCAACUUUGACACUGGUGUAUCAGCCUUGAAUGUCGUUGGAUGGCCAACUGAUGGCGAUAAAAAGGCCAAUGUUAAGAAUGCUAUUAGGUUUUAUAGGGGCCUACUGCCUAGAAUUGCAGCUAACACAGGUACGCCUUUGAGAUCCGGAUAUAUAAAUAUGUACAUGUACUUGUUCGGGCUCCUUGAUGAAAAUGUGAAGAGUGUUGCACCCGGGUGAUUUGAGAGGCAUUGGGGAUUCCAAUACGAUGGACGGCCAAAAUUCCUUACGAAUCUGUCUGGCCAAAACCGAGACAUUUAUCUUGUGGGUGCAAAGAAUGUGAAAUAUCUUGAAAAUGGAUGGUGUGAAUUUGCAUGCACUCAGAGAUAACAUUGAUUUUGCAUGCACUCAUGCCAAUUGUACUAGUCUUGGUUAUGGCUCAUCUUGUUAGGGCUUUGAUGCAUAUAGAAAUGCAUCGUUUGCAUUCAACGCGUACUUUCAAACCUAAAGCGAAAUCUAGAGGCGUUUGGCUAAGCUAACUAGGCAAAAAGAAUAUCUCCACUAGAACUUGCAAUGUUAUACCAACUGAGAUAAGAUUUGAUUUUCACAAUAUCAAAACUUGAGACUUUUUCAAGGACAAUAGUUUUAAUGAUGCUUUUUGUCACUUUUUUUAACACAAUAUAUGUAGCAAGUUUAAAGUGAUGGAAUAACAUAAUAUUUGCAGUAGAGUUUGUCAUCUUAGUGGCUAUGAAGAUGCAAUUGAAUUUUUUUUUAAAGAAUUGCAUCUCUGUUGUGUUAACAACGGGUCAAGGCCACAGAUCAAGUCGAAUCGACUCAUAAAAGUAAUUGGAUCAAAAUUUUCAAUUCAGUUUCACUUAUUUUAGAUUAGGAUAGUCGAAUUAGUAGUUUAGAUCAACUUUAUCAUCAUCAUCAUUCUCAGUGUAUUCCGCUCAUAAAAAACCAUGGUCAGAAUCUGAAGAGGAAAGAAAGUACGAGAGCUCAGAUCAACUUUAACAGUUAGUUGAAAUUGGCAAUUUGUAUGAAAGUUUUAGGUAAUCAGUGGGCCCUAUGUCCUUAGCCCUUUGAAUAUAAUUUGACCAAGAACUACCGCCCUCUUAUAUAAAUAUACACAUCCUAAUUCUCAUGUAUGCAUUACACUUAUACUCUAAAAUUCAAUCCGUCAAAAAAAAAAAUUGAUAUUUAAAGUGAAGAAAUGCACCCCAUUUAAAAAUUUUGAUAACUCCAUUUAUUUACCCACAUUUCUAAUUAGUGAUGCUUGCUACAUAGAAGAAGUAUGUUUUAUUCCUCUAUUCAUGUAAAUUUUCAACAUUAUA